AUGAGGGAAACAAGUAAGCAUAGAAAGAGAAAAUAUAUCGCGGUUGAUGUCGAUGAAGUAGAAGUUCGAUCUAAGUACUUCAAAAAAGAUGAUAGAACCAUUGAUUUAUCACAAGAAACCAAAAUAAAAAACGGUUCGCAAAGUGACCAUGGGGUAAAUAUCGACUGGAUCAAGGGGUUGAAGCCGAUAGAGUAUUUUGAAUGGAUCGAAUCAAGAACCUGUGAUGAUCCCAGAACUUGGAGACGACCAAUAACUAAAGAAGAAAUGAAAAACGAAUCUGGCGCAGAAAUCCCUGAAAGUUUCUUACCCAUAUAUAAUCGAGUAAGAUUAAUGAGGUCCAAAGUUAAUACGCCGGUAGAUGCUAUGGGAUGUAGCAUGAUUCCUGUUCUAGUUUCCGAUAAAUGUGGAAUACCCAGUGAAAAAGUCGAUCCGAAGAAUUUCAGGCUUCAGUUUCUUAUUGGUACCAUGCUUUCUGCUCAAACAAGAGACGAACGAAUGGCGCAAGCUGCUUUGAAUAUCACCGAAUACUGUUUAAACACUUUAAAAAUAGCAGAAGGUAUUACAUUGAAGGGACUACUUGAAAUUGAUGAGUCUAUAUUAGCAAAUCUAAUUCGGUGUGUUAGUUUCUAUACCAGAAAGGCCAAUUUCAUCAAGAGGACAGCUCAAUUACUGGUAGACAGUUUCGGUUCGGAUAUACCGUGUGAUAUAGAUGGAAUAAUGUCAUUACCUGGAGUGGGUCCUAAGAUGGGCUAUUUAACGCUGCAAAAAGGCUGGGGCCUGAUUGCUGGCAUAUGCGUUGAUGUUCAUGUCCAUAGAUUGUGUAAAAUGUGGAACUGGGUUGAUCCAAUUAAGUGCAAAACUGCUGAACAUACUAGAAAGGAGCUACAGAUUUGGUUGCCUCAUUCAUUGUGGUACGAAAUAAAUACCGUUUUAGUUGGCUUUGGUCAAUUGAUCUGCAUGGCGAGAGGUAAAAGAUGUGAUUUAUGUCUGGUGAAUGAUAUUUGCAAUGCGCGUAAUUUGAACCUAAUUAAAUCAUCAAAAUUUCAUCAAAUGGAGAAUAAAGAAGACAUGGAAGAAGUAUGCUUGCACUGGUUAGACACAAUCUCAAAUGGAAUUACAACACGAAGGCACAAGAAGAAAUAG
Molecule: messenger RNA, 1143 nt
Organism: Saccharomyces mikatae IFO 1815
Lineage: Eukaryota; Fungi; Ascomycota; Saccharomycetes; Saccharomycetales; Saccharomycetaceae
Gene: NTG2
Product: bifunctional N-glycosylase/AP lyase NTG2
Exons: 1
Coding region: 1-1143 (380 amino acids)
Biological process (GO): base-excision repair, AP site formation; nucleotide-excision repair; base-excision repair
Cellular component (GO): nucleus
Molecular function (GO): DNA-(apurinic or apyrimidinic site) endonuclease activity; 4 iron, 4 sulfur cluster binding; oxidized pyrimidine nucleobase lesion DNA N-glycosylase activity
Source: RefSeq, a predicted model, not a curated record